Sorex araneus (European shrew) is the source of this 306-nucleotide messenger RNA. RefSeq names its product insulin (gene INS). The transcript has 2 exons. NCBI's taxonomy places the organism in Eukaryota, Metazoa, Chordata, Mammalia, Eulipotyphla, Soricidae. The record is from RefSeq and is a predicted model, not a curated record. Gene Ontology annotation, biological process: glucose homeostasis; positive regulation of protein secretion. Gene Ontology annotation, molecular function: hormone activity. Gene Ontology annotation, cellular component: extracellular region. Bases 1 to 306 code for a protein of 101 amino acids.
AUGGCUCUGUGGAUGCGUCUCCUGCUGCUGCUGGCCCUGCUGGCCGCCUGGACGCCCCCCACACCCGCCUUCGUCAACCAGCACCUGUGCGGCGCCCACCUGGUGGAGGCGCUCUAUCUGGUGUGCGGGGAGCGCGGCUUCUUCUACACCCCCAAGGAGCGCCGCGAGCUGGAGGCCGACGCGGCGCUGGAGGCGGCCCUGAGCGGGGUCCCUGGGGCGGGCGGCCCCCCGCAGAAGCGCGGCAUCGUGGAGCAAUGCUGCACCAGCAUCUGCUCCCUGUACCAGCUGGAGAACUAUUGCAACUAG